AAGACCUAGACAAAAUGGCGGCGCCUGCUAUUAUUGAAACUCCAUCAGGAAAAGAUGCUAUUGCAGAAGGUCUGAUGGAUCUGUUAAAACCAGCAGUGCAGCAGCUUGAUCUACAUGUGCAUGCAGUGAGGGAGAGUCAAGUGGAGCUCAGAGAACAUAUUGACAACUUGGCGACUGAGCUGUGUAGAAUUAAUGAACACCAGAAAGUCGCCCUGGACUUGGAUCCCUAUGUGAAGAAACUGCUUAAUGCCAGGCGCAGAGUGGUUUUGGUUAAUAACAUCCUACAGAAUGCACAAGAACGCUUACGGAGGUUGAACCAUAACGUGGUGAAGGAGACGGCACGCCGGAAAACCAUGCUCGAAACAUCCGGAGCGUUUUCUACUCGAUCUCCUAGCAAGCCGUGAUGAGCGGCAGCUUAAGAGCGGACACUGCAUGAUGACGGCACUGUGCACCAUUCUAUGAAAUGUUCCUGUGCAUGGUCCACCAUAUCUUCGGUUAUACGCAGGAUCAGCAUUGCGGCUUGUGUUCACUUAGAAGCAGCUAAAAAGCCUGCUGUGUACCAAGAGCUUCUUUUUUUUUUUUAAUUUUCAUAAGUUUGCACAAAUCAUAAAUUUGCAUAAUGGUUAACAUCAGUGAUUUUAAUGAUUGCCUUUGAUAUGCACGUGGCUUUAACUCUCUUGAUAUUUGUCACACAGUACAGCUGUUGGUACCUUCAAAGGCCUAAAACACAUGCUCAUAUGUAACGUCAUUAUUUCAGUUACACUACCAUUGAAAAGUUUGGGGUCACCCAGACAAUUUUGUGUUUUGCAUGAAAAGUCACACUUUUAUUGACCACCAUAAGUUGUAAAAUGAAUAGAAAAUAUAGUCAAGACAUUUUUCUGGCCAUUUUGAGCAUUUAAUCGACCCCACAAAUGUGAUGCUCCAGAAACUCAAUCUGCUCAAAGGAAGGUCAGUUUUAUAGCUUCUCUAAAGAGCUCAACUGUUUUCAGCUGUGCUAACAUGAUUGUACAAGGGUUUUCUAAUCAUCCAUUAGCCUUCUGAGGCAAUGAGCAAACACAUUGUACCAUUAGAACACUGGAGUGAGAGUUGCUGGAAAUGGGCCUCUAUACACCUAUGGAGAUAUUGCACCAAAAACCAGACAUUUGCAGCUAGAAUAGUCAUUUACCACAUUAGCAAUGUAUAGAGUGCAUUUCUGAUUAGUUUAAAGUGAUCUUCAUUGAAAAGAACAGUGCUUUUCUUUCAAAAAUAAGGACAUUUCAAAGUGACCCCAAACUUUUGAACGGUAGUGUAAGUAGGAGAAAGGUUGCUGAACUCAACUGAUUUAUUGUGAUCGUCUUGUAAACCAGUAGCCAAGGUUGCUAGCAAGCUUACAUUAGGUUGUGUGUUAUGUAAUAAAACUCUUUUUAUCUGGAUAUGCUGAUUAGGCUACCUCCUAUGUUGUGUAAUCCAGUAGUCAUGUUUGAGAGAGUAUGCUACUUGGCAAAGACUCUAUACUUCUUGUGUUCAUUGGUGGUCUUACUAAAAUAGCAGCCAUUUUAAGAAAUGUGGAAACUGUACAAUGUCACAAAUAAUAUUUGAGGAAUAAAACACUUGGGGUUGUGGUGUUUACUGUUAUCAAGAUGAAGGUGAUUGUGUGUGGGGUGGGUUUUUUUUUUAAAUUAAAUACAGUGGCACAUCCUGAAACGUGUAUUCCUGUUGUAUCUCAAACAUGUCAACAAUUAUAAUUGUUUCUUAUUUAUUAAAGAAUGACACGGCUU
Messenger RNA from Neoarius graeffei (lesser salmon catfish), 1757 nucleotides. RefSeq names its product SNAP associated protein (gene snapin). Gene Ontology annotation, cellular component: BORC complex; synaptic vesicle; BLOC-1 complex. Gene Ontology annotation, molecular function: SNARE binding. Gene Ontology annotation, biological process: lysosome organization; synaptic vesicle exocytosis; regulation of synaptic vesicle exocytosis. Bases 15 to 404 code for a protein of 129 amino acids. The record is from RefSeq and is a predicted model, not a curated record. The transcript is spliced from 4 exons. Lineage: Eukaryota; Metazoa; Chordata; Actinopteri; Siluriformes; Ariidae.